Sporisorium graminicola is the source of this 1677-nucleotide messenger RNA. RefSeq lists its product as uncharacterized. The transcript has a single exon. NCBI's taxonomy places the organism in Eukaryota, Fungi, Basidiomycota, Ustilaginomycetes, Ustilaginales, Ustilaginaceae. Bases 1 to 1677 code for a protein of 558 amino acids. The record is from RefSeq and is a predicted model, not a curated record. Gene Ontology annotation, molecular function: catalytic activity.
AUGUCGGCCGUCACCAAGGACAUUCCUAUUCCCGAGGAUGCUAAGCGAAUCUUGUUCGUUUUGAACAAGAAGAAUCCAUCUCUUGGCCUCCCUACCAACUUCAUCGAGGAAAACAUCACUUUCGAGGGUGGUGACUACCCUGUACAGCCCGGCAAUCUGAAGAGUGGCGCAGUCCAAUCUGCUCUGCAGGCUGCCCUCGGAGGUGUGGCAAGUCAGAUUGCCCAUCUUCGUUACGGAGGACCGAUGAACAAGGUCAAGGUCAACACCGAUCAUGCCGGGUUUUACCUCGGUCACAUUCUACUCUUCUCGGCUGGUGGCAAGCAAGCUCCCGAGGCGCUCUCUCUAGCUCCUGCAUGGGAGGGAGAUGGUCUUAACACGGAAAUUUCAAAAGCGGCUACAUCCAUCUAUCCAACCAAGGACGGGCGCGACUUUUACUUGCACGGAAGUCUCGAUGCGCACCCGCUGGUGGAAGGCGUCAUUGGUCUCGAUUGGGAAGAUCCGGCUGGCAAAACUCGAGCUGGCGCACGAAAGCUCAUCGGAGAUUGGGUCGCCAAACACACGGCUCAAGAAUUGGAAGAUAUCAUGAUCUCGCACCGUCAAUGCGGCAGCAUCUGCUAUACACCUGAGGAAUGGAGCUCUUCCGAAAUGGGAAAUGCUCUCGCGCAACGACCUCUGUUCGACAUUCGCAGGCACGGAGAAGAGGUCGGUGCACCGGCCCCUGCAAAGACACCAUUCCCCUCUGUUGCCAAAAAGAGCGGACUGCGACCAUUGGAAGGUGUCAAAGUGCUCGAGAUGGCGCGCGUCAUCGCUGGACCCACGGUUGGCACAACACUUGCCCAGCUUGGCGCCACGGUUAUCAAGGUUAACCCUCCUCACCUACGAGACGUGAGCCUUUUCCAAUUUACGUUGACGACAGGAGUUCGAACCAUCCUCAGCGACGUCCGCAAACCCGAAGACCGAGCCCAAUUGGAGAAACUGAUCGGCGAAGCCGAUGUCUUUAUUGACGGAUAUCGACCCGGUUCGCUCUUCAACAAAGGUUACGGAGAGAGGGAAGUACUUCGACUUGUAAAGAAGCACCGCGGCGAGGAUGCCUCGGUGGUCUAUCUGCAUGAGUGCUGCUACGGUGUCGAGGGACCGUAUGCUAACAGGCCCGGAUGGCAACAGAUUGCAGACGCCGCGUCCGGUUGCUGUGUGGUGCAAGGGCACAGCCUGGGAUCAGACCGUGCGAUCCUGCCGCCUCUGCCCAUCUCGGACGUAUCUACCGGAGUUAUCGGAGCCCUCGAGGUGCUCAUCGCUCUUCGAGAGCGUGCUACCAAGGGCGGUUCGUACACUUGCGUAUCAUCCCUCACUCGACUCAACAUGUUCCAAUUGGAGCCCGAGGUGGGACUGUACUCGCAAGAGGUGGUGAAAAAGGUUCAAGACGAAUUUGGAUGGGGUCCCAUGUCUGGGGAGCACAGUGUGCUGGAGUUGCUCGCUAUGAUUUCUGCCCGCUGGAAGAAAGCUCGUCCCGAACAAUUUGACAUGGAAACUUCGCCCAUGUUUGUCAAAUUCGAGGGCAGUAGCACUCCGUACGGGACGGCGACAGUUGUGGCACCGGUCGCUCAGCUUGACAGGAAUCCAUCCCACUGGGACUUUGGCCCUCGUCCUUACGGCCACGACCAACCGAGCUUCGAUUAG